Perkinsus marinus ATCC 50983 is the source of this 726-nucleotide messenger RNA. RefSeq lists its product as hypothetical. The transcript has a single exon. Lineage: Eukaryota; Perkinsozoa; Perkinsida; Perkinsidae. Bases 1 to 726 code for a protein of 241 amino acids. Gene Ontology annotation, molecular function: nucleic acid binding. The record is from RefSeq and is a predicted model, not a curated record.
AUGACCGAUGCUUCGGAUAGCAGUCCUGUCUACCCUCAUGGUCUCAAGGUGGUCAGUGGAGGCGAGGUAGAGAUCGCUUCUUACAAUGAGGCUCUAUCAGCUGGCUGGCUAUCGGCGGUUCACGACACUGACUCGUUGUCGGUGCCCAAUGGUAGUCUUGAUAGUUCGUCGCUCCUCUGGCAUGUUACAACUCCCAGUGGUUUGGGUGUACAUCAGAGCUCCCUGAGGAGUCAUGCUCAGACCUGGGAUGCCAGCAGAAAGUCGCGACCGGAGCCUUCGACGUUUGCUGGGGACAACGAGCCGCCUCGGAUGAACCUCUUGGAGGCGUUACAAGUCUUCAACGAAGAGGAUGAGAAGAGGGUCUUCACGGUUCGGAAAGUGCACAAGCUCGGUUUUAAAUCACAGUAUGCUUUAAAGAAGUACUUCAGCCAGUUCGGUAGAGUGAAGGACGUUGUUCUCCUCCCGAUGAGGGCCAAGCCGAAGCCAGGCCCGCAUGGUCAAGUUCGUGCGGUUCGACCGAGCUCGAUGGGCUUUGUGGUUAUGCAGUGCCCUGAAGAUGUACAGAGGAUUCUCGCCUAUGGAGACACGCAUACAAUCAAGGGUUGGCCGAUUGAGGUCCGCCCGUUCGUUCGACCUAGCGAUAAGCAAGAGUCGAAGGUUGGUACCUAUGGUGAAGGCGUCCACGCUUCGGCUACUGGAUUGCCCAAGGAGGGCAGGAGUGAAUGA